This is a messenger RNA of Emiliania huxleyi CCMP1516, 237 nucleotides long. RefSeq lists its product as hypothetical. The annotation marks the transcript as partial. Gene Ontology annotation, cellular component: nucleoplasm; cytoplasm; ASAP complex. Lineage: Eukaryota; Haptophyta; Isochrysidales; Noelaerhabdaceae. The transcript has a single exon. Gene Ontology annotation, biological process: mRNA splicing, via spliceosome. Gene Ontology annotation, molecular function: RNA binding. The record is from RefSeq and is a predicted model, not a curated record.
GACAAGGACGCGGUGCUGCGGCUGCGCAACCUGACGCGGAACGUGACCGCCGAGCACCUGCGCGAGAUCUUUGGCUACUACGGAGAGGUGGUCAAGGUCGACCUCGCCGUGGACAGCGCGGUCGGCCUCUCCAAGGGCACGGCCACCGUCGAGAUGGCGAAGCGGCAGCAGGCGGAGGAGGCGGUCCGGCACAUGGACGGCGGCCAGCUCGACUCGAAUCGCGUCGGCGUCAGCCUC